AGUAAAACAUCAGCCGACCUGUCAGCGGGUGUUGUGCGUAGCGAUGACGCCAUGGUGAGUAACUCCACCUUAACAAUUCCGAAGAGAGCUCAUUCUCGCAGCGAAGAAGAGAAAGAGAGACCUCCAAGCGUUUAUUGCUCUCCAUCCACAUUCUCCGGGAUUGAUACGAGAUUUCAAUGUUCAACCUGCUCUUUUGUUUCUGUGUUGAGUUGGGCCGCACCUAUAUGGCGUUUGUGAGCGUCAGCGGAGACUUCUGCCAGGCACAGCACCUCGCCUUCGUGGACAAGUGAACCGAGAGCCCCCUGAAAGACUACGCUACCCACAAGCCCCCCUGAAACACCACCACCACCACCUGCCAGCACACUGGGCCUUCUUCUUCACUGCCACCCACUCUCUCUCUCUCUCACUCGCUCUCUCUCUCUCUCUCUUUCACACUCUCAGUCUCUCUUCGGCGGCCUUUCCCCCCCCCCCCCUACACGGAGCCUCCCUCGCGCAGCCUUGACCCCCGUCCAAGCGCUGUGACCCCCCCCCCCCCUCAAGAGUCCUCGAGCGCACCCUGCCUCCAUCUGAAGCUUGUCUUCUCCAGUGAUUUCUCGGACUAGCCUGUCUUACUCAUCGCUCCUGAAUGGGACGUCUGGCCAACAUGAACCGCCCGGCAGCAGUAGAGAUCACCUACGAUGGGAUGAGGUUCCUCAUCACCCACAAUCCUACCAACGCUACGCUCACCAAGUUCACAGAGGAGCUGAAGAAGUCUGAGGUGACGACGCUGGUGAGAGUGUGUGAGGCCACUUAUGACAAAGCUCCUGUGGAGAAGGCCGGCAUCCAGGUCGUGGACUGGCCCUUCGACGACGGCGCCCCGCCCCCUACCCAGAUUGUAGAUGAUUGGCUGAACCUGUUGAAGACCAAGUUCCGGGAGGAGCCUGGCUGCUGCGUCGCCGUUCACUGUGUCGCGGGAUUGGGCAGAGCACCGGUGCUGGUUGCCCUUGCCUUAAUUGAGUGUGGGAUGAAGUGGGAGGAUGCAGUCCAGUUCAUAAGACAGAAGAGACGUGGAGCCUUCAACUCCAAACAGCUUCUCUACCUGGAGAAGUAUCGGCCCAAGAUGCGCCUGCGGUUCAAAGACUCCAACGGCCACAACUGCUGCAUCCAGUAAACCCCGGGAGCAUCCAUCUUACGUUUUUAGCAAGAAGAAGACACCAAACUCAAAACGACAAGUUAAAAAAAAAACAACAUACAAAAAAUAUAUAUGUAGGGGCAGAAGCCGAGAGCUAGCAAAGAGUAAAUGUUGUGGUGAUUUGUGUUUGUCUUGAGGCCGGAUAGCGAGAAGCGGUUAAACGGAGAACAGGGCUGUGCAUAGGGACAGGCCUGUGGAACACACCAGCUGUACGAUUCCAGAGCUAAAGGUCAAAGCACACCGAUUAGGCCCACCUUCUGGUUACCUGUGUACCAAUCACAGGCUUAGAAUCUCACUUCCUGUCGGCCUGUUAACCAAUCACAGGCUAAAAUCCCUCCUUUCUUUUUUUUCUUUCUUUACUGCCCACCCACCCCUUCCCUUGAUAUCAAAUCAUGAAAUAGCCUUUUUUUAUUUUUGUUUUUAUUCUACAUGAAAAUGUUGUUUAAAUGAAACAGUGGUAAAAUAGAGAUUUAUACAUGUUAAAUUGUAAUGAUAAUGAUUUUUAUUAAUAACAUUAUUGCUAUGAUUAUUCAAGGGCCAGAUUAUGUACUUUUUUAUUUUAUUUUUAAGCCUUCUUACACAAACUCAAGUUGUUUUGGUUGAAGUGACGGUAGGAUGGGCAUAGGUGUUAUUAUUGCACAAAACGCUGAACAGGUUCCUUUCAAAUGCAGUAACAAUUUUUUUUUUUUUCUUCCUUCCUUUUUCUUUUUUGCCCUCUCCCUCUUUCGAGAACUCCCCCCUGUUAUUGUGGGGGUUUCGGACAGGGUUGAAGUAUGUCUUCUGUAUUUAUUCAGUUUCAUUAAUCUCUGCCUGGACUCGGGUAGGGGCCAGAGCCUCUUCUAACACACAUACACACACACACUCUCACACACACACACUCACACACUCAAACACACAUUUUCUGUCAUCUCCCUCUUUUACACAACCACGUUUUCAUGUUUUCAGCAACCUUGUUUUCUGAAUCUCUGGGGAGUGCAAUAUUCAGUCCAACUUAAAGAAGGCAGGCCUCACCCCUGAGACCGUCCUACACACACACACACACACACACACACACACACACACACACACUUUCACAUAGUUUCACACUCACUCAUUUCGACAAACAUAUAGACACACACACACACACACUCACACAGGAAAAGGCUUGGUUGGUUAUAGGUACUUGUUCACUCAUCAUGGCUGCUCACUCCUGUGUAAAAAAGGUAAUGGACAACGUCGAGAGACAAACAAACACACACACAAACACACACUCUCUCACUGUGACCCUACUGUUCAGCCCACAUUCACUGAAGGAAGGUUGUGGCAGCCGUGUGAGGGGUGGUCAACUCAAGAUUUAUUUUUUAUCAUUUCCUUCCCCCCUUUUUGUCUUGGUUUUAAAAUAAAUGAUUAAAAAUCAA
This is a messenger RNA of Clupea harengus (Atlantic herring), 2568 nucleotides long. RefSeq names its product protein tyrosine phosphatase 4A2b (gene ptp4a2b). The record is from RefSeq and is a predicted model, not a curated record. Gene Ontology annotation, biological process: protein dephosphorylation. Lineage: Eukaryota; Metazoa; Chordata; Actinopteri; Clupeiformes; Clupeidae.